UUAAUAUCGAAGCUUCCUCCUUCCUGGCCGCUUGUCCGCUGCCGGCGCGGUGUGAACAUCCAGCGAUCCGUCCUUGAAGUUAAUUCUGGUUUUAAAUAGGCUACCUGAACACAUAAUUUAAGAACAUCGCAAUGGCCACGUUAAGAGCACUGAGGAGAUUUUGCCAAAAUUCCCAUCAAGUAUGUCGGCUUCAUUUAUCAGCGUCAAGACAGGAAGCGGUGGUGAUCUCGGGCAGGAAGUUGGCGCGGCAGAUCCAGGAGGAGGCGCGCGCGGACGUGGAGCUGUGGGUGUCAGCGGGGAACCGGAGACCCCACCUCAGCGUGGUCCUGGUCGGGGACAAUCCAGCCAGCCACUCCUACGUCCUCAACAAGACGCGCGCUGCAGCCAACGUCGGGAUCAGCAGCGAGACCAUCCUGAAGCCCUCCAGUAUCUGUGAGGAGGAGCUGCUGGAGCUGAUCCUCAGACUCAACACUGACCACAGGGUGGACGGGCUGCUGGUGCAGCUGCCCCUGCCAGAGCACAUUGACGAGCGGCUUGUGUGUAACGCAGUGUCCCCUGGGAAGGAUGUGGACGGCUUCCACGUGGUGAACGUGGGCCGCAUGUGCCUGGACCAGGCUACCAUGCUGCCCGCUACGCCCUGGGGAGUCUGGGAAAUCAUCAAACGCACAGGCAUUCCCACCCUUGGGAAGAACGUGCUGGUGGCAGGGAGAUCCAAAAAUGUGGGAAUGCCCAUCGCCAUGUUACUGCACACGGACGGGCGACACGAGAGGCCUGGAGGUGAUGCCACGGUCACCAUCUCCCACCGGUACACCCCCAAAGAGCAGCUCCGGCAGCACACCCAGAUCGCCGACAUCAUCGUCGCUGCCGCAGGAAUCCCGAACCUCAUCACGGCCGAUAUGAUCAAGGAGGGCGCUGCCGUCAUCGACGUCGGGAUCAACAGGGUCCAGGAUCCCGUGACCGGCAAGGACAGACUGGUGGGCGACGUCGACUUCGAAGGAGUGCGCCAGAAGGCCAGCUUCAUCACGCCCGUCCCUGGGGGCGUGGGGCCCAUGACCGUGGCCAUGCUGAUGAAGAACACCAUCAAGGCCGCCAAAAACAUCCUCACCCCCCCGGGGCGAAUCCGAAUGGUAGCGUCCAGCUAAACCCCCCACCCCCCCGCAACCUUAGCACAUUCCACUCCCACCGUUUCACGCCUUCACGUCGCCAAGGCCCAAGGAAACGCGAAGGCUUCGACUUCGACACUGAAGUCUGCUUGGACCGAUUAUCCUCCCGUUUUUAUUUAUUUAUUGGAUCUCCCCAAAGCUGUUACAUUUUCUCCCAUUAUUCCAUUUGUUUUUUAAACGGCGUUCUGACUGGUUUUCUAGCUUUGUGCGCUUUUUGCAUAUGCCUUUUUUCAGGGUUACAAGUUAUUCUUGGGAAAAUAAAAUGUUUUUAAAUUUUGAAUGUUCGUUGGAGAUAAGAUGUUUACUGCGGGUGGAGCCAGCUGGUGAUGAAGAGGAGGGAGGAGGGGAGACUAUCAGCCUCACCCACCCUCACCCCCACCCGACCCCGUUGACAGUCACUGAUCAGUGUCUGCUGUCCAAUCACCGAUGGGCUGAGCGCCACUGGGCUUUGAUCUGGAGACCAAACGGGCGCGCUGUGGCCAUGGAGCUGGCCAAGAGAGCUACAGAGGCGAAGGGCUGUUACUCUCAGGACAGAAGAACCGAGGUCUGUUCUUCCAAAACAAGAGAGGUGCUACAAGACCGACGGAAUGAGCAUUUACAGUUGCAAUUUUUUAAAUGAAAUAUGCCAAAGUACAAAUAAAUAUUAUCAUUGUAA
This is a messenger RNA of Conger conger (European conger), 1818 nucleotides long. RefSeq names its product methylenetetrahydrofolate dehydrogenase (NADP+ dependent) 2, methenyltetrahydrofolate cyclohydrolase (gene mthfd2). Gene Ontology annotation, biological process: tetrahydrofolate interconversion. The record is from RefSeq and is a predicted model, not a curated record. Gene Ontology annotation, molecular function: methylenetetrahydrofolate dehydrogenase (NAD+) activity; methylenetetrahydrofolate dehydrogenase (NADP+) activity; methenyltetrahydrofolate cyclohydrolase activity. The transcript has 8 exons. Gene Ontology annotation, cellular component: mitochondrion. Bases 132 to 1142 code for a protein of 336 amino acids. NCBI's taxonomy places the organism in Eukaryota, Metazoa, Chordata, Actinopteri, Anguilliformes, Congridae.